AUGGAAAAUUCUUCUGAGAAACCAAAGGAGUCUCAUACCAUUCUGGUUAUGGGCCUCGAUGAAUCAGGAAAGACAUCCAUCUUCAAUCAUUACUUUUUCGGUGAGUUAUUUGCACCAGCUCCAACAGACGUUUUUGAAGAAAAUUUACAUGAGUUUUAUGGUCAUAAUCUCAAUUUUAGAGAAAUAGGUGGCCGCUAUAGAUUCAAACCUCAGCGUUAUGAUAAUCUUUCUGGCAGUAAAGCUAUAAUUUGGGUUUUCGAUUCAAUUGACCAAUAUAGAAGAACAGAAUCUUUUGAAGAACUUGACGAGUUACUGAAAAGAGAAGAAGUUGCUAAUCUCCCACUUCUAUUUAUUGUCAAUAAACAAGAUUCUAAAUUUGCAAUGCCAUGGGAAGAUAUCGAAAAUACAUUUCAAUUUGAAGAAAUUCGAAAGAGCAGACCAGUCAACUAUAUUUGCACUACAUCACACACUUGCCAAAACGUUACUGAAGGCUUGUUAUGGUUACUUACUAAAAUUGGCUUAGAACCAGUUUAUGAGCAAGAGGAACCAAAAGAACAAGAACCUCAAGAAGAUGAACAACCAAGAGAACUCCAAUUUAUUUAA
Molecule: messenger RNA, 603 nt
Organism: Trichomonas vaginalis G3
Lineage: Eukaryota; Parabasalia; Trichomonadida; Trichomonadidae
Product: GTP binding
Exons: 1
Coding region: 1-603 (200 amino acids)
Biological process (GO): cilium assembly
Cellular component (GO): cytoplasm; microtubule cytoskeleton
Molecular function (GO): GTPase activity; GTP binding
Source: RefSeq, a predicted model, not a curated record